This is a messenger RNA of Schistocerca gregaria, 939 nucleotides long. Its product is annotated as beclin-1-like protein. Bases 1 to 939 code for a protein of 312 amino acids. The transcript has a single exon. Gene Ontology annotation, biological process: late endosome to vacuole transport; cellular response to nitrogen starvation; autophagosome assembly. Gene Ontology annotation, cellular component: phagophore assembly site; phosphatidylinositol 3-kinase complex, class III, type II; phosphatidylinositol 3-kinase complex, class III, type I. NCBI's taxonomy places the organism in Eukaryota, Metazoa, Arthropoda, Insecta, Orthoptera, Acrididae. The record is from RefSeq and is a predicted model, not a curated record.
AUGCCGUUGUGUGAGGAGUGCGCGACGGUGUGUUUGGAGGUGGUUUUGGAGGAGAUGACGAGGGCAGAGGAGGAGGAGAGGUACUACGAGGGAGUGGUUUCGAGGCUGGAGGCGAGGGAGGAGGGGGAUACGGAGGGCGUUGACGAGUUGGAGAGGGAGUUGGAUGAGUGGGUGGAGAAGUUGGAGGAGUUGAGGGCGAGAGACGCGCGUUUGAGUGAGUUGGAGAGGCGCGUGAAUUCGCUGAAUGAUCAGUUUGUGGCGGAAGAGGAGAGCUACUGGAGAGAUUAUUCUAAGUGGAAAAUGAUAGAGAGCGGGUUGUGCGCGAGGAGGUGGAAGAUGUUGUGCGAUUCGGAGAGAUUUGAGGGGAUGUUGGAGAGGUUGAGGUCGUUGUAUCCGUUGAACGACGUGUUUCACAUAUGGCACGACGGGCAUUUUGCGACAAUCAACUCGUAUCGCGUGGGGACUCGCGCGCCGGGGAGCGGCGAGGUGGUGCCGCAUCAGGAGGCCUCGGUGGCGCUAGAGUUUUUGGCGAUGGCGGUUCAGAGGAUAUUGACGGUGCUGAGUCACGCAUGUUCGGAGUGGGAGAUCCAACUGAGUGGGAGCGGCGCCUGUUUGGUGCGGAGGCCUUCUGGGGAGCGGUACGUGCUGUGUUCGGAGAAGAGAGGCGUGUUUUCGAAGUUGGUGGUCAAGACGUCUUUCGACGUCGCGUUGUGCGGUUUGGUGUGUUGCGUGGCAGAAAUUGGCGAAGUUUUGCUGAAAGCGUCUGGGUUCGAGUUGCCGCACGCGGUGGAGCGGUGUGGGAAGGUCGCUGGGAGGUGCGUGAGGAGGGCGGCGAACUCGGAGGAGAGCUGGACGCAGUGUUUGUGUUGUUUGACUGCGAACGUGAAGGCGAUUAUUUGGUGGUGUUCGGAGAAUCGGGAUUUGACCGCUCAGCUGUAA